Messenger RNA from Pundamilia nyererei, 2594 nucleotides. RefSeq names its product EGF-like repeats and discoidin I-like domains 3a (gene edil3a). Gene Ontology annotation, molecular function: calcium ion binding; signaling receptor activity. Gene Ontology annotation, cellular component: plasma membrane. The transcript has 10 exons. Bases 345 to 1655 code for a protein of 436 amino acids. The record is from RefSeq and is a predicted model, not a curated record. Lineage: Eukaryota; Metazoa; Chordata; Actinopteri; Cichliformes; Cichlidae.
GCAGCACCGAGUGAGCGCACACGUCGCUCUCUCCACUACAUCGCACCACUGCGGUAGGAGCGCGGAGGCAGCAGCAGAGGAGUGCCCGGCAGGCACAGUCCACUUGUUCCUGCAGGACAAAAUCCAGGUGGCGAGUCUCUCACUCUGUCUCUCUGUGUCUCCCUCUCUGCCGACUUUAUCACAGCGCAAGACUUUACCUGAGAGGACAUAGUCAUAUAGCAACAGCUCUCAGGGUAACCCUCACAGUCCAGCCGGAGCAAAGGAAGGAGAAGUUUGGGCUAUUGCCACGCGAUUUUACCCACAGCUCCGUAACCUUGGAAGUCGGACCUGAUUAUUGUGAGAGGAUGGGACCGCUACUCCUUUCCGUCGCCCUGUGCUUGAGCGCCGCUGUCCCACAGCGUGUGAAAGCAGCAGAUGGUGAGGAACCAACUUCAGCAGGUCCUUGCCAUCCAAACCCUUGCCACAACAGAGGAACGUGUGAGAUCAGUGAGACCUACAGGGGUGAUACCUUCAUUGGUUAUGUGUGCAAGUGUCUACCAGGUUUCAGCGGAGUUCACUGCCAACACAAUAUUAACGAAUGUGAAAGGGACCCGUGUAAGAAUGGGGGCAUUUGCACAGAUCUGGUUGCCAACUAUUCCUGUGAAUGUCCAGGAGAAUACAUGGGGAGGAACUGUCAAUACAAAUGCUCUGGCCCACUGGGCAUGGAGGGCGGUAUAAUCUCCAACCAACAGAUAACGGCCUCUUCUACCCACCGUGCUCUCUUUGGCCUACAGAAGUGGUACCCGUACUUUGCAAGGCUCAACAAGAAGGGGCUGGUCAAUGCCUGGACUGCAGCCGAAAAUGACAGAUGGCCAUGGAUCCAGAUAAACCUGCAGAGGAGAAUGAGGGUCACGGGCCUAAUUACCCAGGGUGCAAAGCGUAUCGGCAGCCCAGAGUACGUCAAGUCUUACAAAGUAGCCUACAGUGAUGACGGGAAGACCUGGAGAACAUACAAAGUCAAGGGCAAAGAUGAGGAUAUGAUUUUCAGAGGAAAUGUCGAUAACAACGCUCCAUCAGCCAACUCCUUCACCCCUCCCAUUGAAGCCCAGUACGUGCGCAUUUACCCCCAAGUCUGCAGGAGGCACUGUACUUUACGCAUGGAGCUGCUCGGUUGUGAGCUAACAGGCUGUUCUGAACCACUGGGUAUGAAGUCAGGCCAUAUCCAGGACUAUCAGGUCACAGCCUCCAGCAUCUUCAGGACGCUCAACAUGGACAUGUUCACUUGGGAGCCUGGGAAAGCCCGUUUAGACAAGCAGGGCAAGGUCAACGCUUGGACAGCUGGUCAUAGCGACCAGUCGCAGUGGCUACAGGUGGACUUGCUUGUGCCAACCAAGGUGACAGGUAUCAUCACCCAGGGAGCGAAAGACUUCGGCCAUGUCCAGUUUGUUGGCUCAUAUAAAGUCGCUUUCAGUAAUGAUGGAGAGCAGUGGAAUGUAUAUCAAGAUGAGAAGCAGGGCAAGGACAAGGUAUUCCAAGGGAACUUUGACAACGACACACACAGAAAGAACGUGAUAGACCCGCCUAUCUACGCUCGGUUCAUUCGGAUCCUUCCCUGGUCGUGGUACGGCAGGAUCACUUUGCGUGUAGAAAUACUCGGAUGCACAGAGGAAGAGUAAACCCUUUCCUUCAUCUUUCUGCCCAUCGCCCCUUGUCCCUUGGCAUACUGGAGUGUCUCACAAAGUACUUCAGAAAUAAACUGUGCAACCUGUAAAAAGAAAUUGAUUUCCAAUGGAUUUUUCAAGAGUAUGCGUUGGUUGUGAUGGGUUGCUGUUUGUUCUUUUGUACAAUGAUUUAAAACCUGCCCCUGCCCCUGUUUGUCCUUUUGUUUUUCCUAUUUAAAGCGUGAUCUUUGUCUUUUUAUUCCUCUCAAGAUUUGCCAUCCUGUUUGGAAUGAACUUCUAUAAUAUAUAUAUGGGAGGGGUGGGUUUGGGGGUGGUGUCAGAAAGGGAGUCUCCCUGUGGUUUUAACUUGUUGCCAUAGAAGCUAUUGUACAGUGUCACUUUUUAACAAAUGUGUGAAAUCUGUCUGUUGUGCUUCAUUGGACAUGAUUAACCAGCUUCAUGCCAUGACUAAACUGUCUAAAUGAUCAUGUAGAUGACAUGUUAUCUCAUCAUCAAAUGUGUUUUUACUUUGAAUACAGCACCUCCUCAAGCCAUGCCUUUUCCCUAAUGGACACUGGCAUUACAGCAUCAAUCAAAACACUGCUAAAGCUCUUGUAUUAUAUGUAAAAGACUAAGAAAUUGCAUGGUGCGUGAACUAUAAAUAUAUAUUAUGAGAAAUCAUUUAAAACCUCCAGCCCUGAAAGCAAAUGGAUUUGAUUUAGAGACCUAUUUUUAUGUGCAUUUUUAAAUAGUUCUGAAACAUUACAACACACUGCAAAAGCUUAAUAAAGAUGACUGAUACGUGAGACAAAAAGCAAGCGCUGCAGUUUAAAGUGGUUCUGCAGCACUGACACUGAGGCUUAUAAGGUUGUAUGUAGUUGAAAUGUUAGCUCACAUUUUUUUUAACAUUCGAUUAUUGCUAGAUGUAAGAUUAUUUGCUAUUAUUGUUUGUUU